This is a messenger RNA of Phialemonium atrogriseum, 1859 nucleotides long. Its product is annotated as Metallo-dependent phosphatase-like protein. Bases 380 to 1774 code for a protein of 464 amino acids. Lineage: Eukaryota; Fungi; Ascomycota; Sordariomycetes; Cephalothecales; Cephalothecaceae. The transcript is spliced from 3 exons. Gene Ontology annotation, cellular component: cytoplasm. Gene Ontology annotation, molecular function: phosphoprotein phosphatase activity. The record is from RefSeq and is a predicted model, not a curated record.
GUCUAGCCCUGGCCGUCGGCUGCGUGCAGCAAAAAGUUCCGGCCCAUUCCCCAGAUCUGCAUCUUGACAAGUUCCACCUGCAAAAAGACGAUUCCCUUUCAACGACAUUUCUGCCCAUUUCCGUCGAGCUCAGCCUUCCAAACCAACGCACACCGAACAUACAUAGGAUAGCUUCGCGGAAUCAUAGGAGAGCCCCGUAUGGCGUAAGAUGGAAAUUCCUCCUCGCCCUAGAGACUCGUUGCCUUGAAGCAGCCGUGAACCAGUUCAAAAUCCGCGUCGUCUAUCGCGUGGCCGCCCCGAAGACAUAGAUGCACGGCGAUCACGGAACGAAACUGACCUGGGUGAACCGGCCCUCGCAAAGCGACACCCACUGCCGACUAUGACCCGCCGUAUUGUCCGGACCAUCGGGCAGGUCGCCACGGCGGCCAUCGUCACCUUGAUCGUACUCUUCUUCCUCGACCGCAACUUCCGAGUCCUCCCGACGGCCCUCCACGAGUACAUGCCGACGCACCACCCCGGGCUAGUGGUGACCGACAUGACGGUGGCGACGUGCAGCAGCGUCAACCCGUUCAGCUCGUGCCGGCUCGACCCCGAUCUGUGGCAGCGCGUCGAGAAGGACCUGUACCUGGGCCGCAGCGUGCUCAACUCGGCGUACCUGCACGUGCGCCGCAUGCGCGAGGAGCAGCUGACGGCCGAGCACCGCGUCGUCGUCGACGUCGGCGUCGGCAGGCUGGACCCGGGCGCCGCCGAGCAGGACGGCGGAGGCGGCCGCGGCGACGAGGCCUGGGAGGCCAGGCCGGCCGGCCUGUGGAUCAAGCGCAGCGCGAGGAGGCACGCCAGCGACUCGAGGGACGCCGUCACGGCUGUCGACGUGCUCUUCGGCGACGACGCCGUCGAGGUCCGCGAGGGUUGGGAGGUCAGGGGCACACCGCUGCUACUGGGCUCGGGCGCCGACGCCGCCCACAUCACCGUCCGGAGGGGCCCGCCGCGCGAGGCGCCCAAGCCGCAGCCGAGGAUAGGCGAUAACGGGAGGUUCAAGAUCAUGCAGCUGGCGGACCUGCAUCUCAGCACCGGCGUAGGGUUAUGCCGGGAUGCGCUACCGGAGGGGUACAACGGCGGGAAGUGCGAGGCCGACCCCAGGACGUUGGACUUCGUCUCCAAGAUGCUCGAGGAAGAGAAGCCCGACUUGGUCGUCCUCAGCGGCGAUCAGGUCAACGGCGAAACCGCCCCCGAUGCGCAGUCUGCCAUCUUCAAAUACGCCCAGCUACUCAUAAAGCACAAGGUCCCCUACGUCUCCAUCUUCGGGAACCACGACGACGAAGGGUCGCUGCCGCGGCUCGCGCAGAUGAAGCUGAUCGAGGACCUGCCCUUCUCGCUCUCCAAGUCCGGGCCGGAAGACAUUGACGGGGUGGGCAACUACUACAUUGAGAUCCUGGCGCGGGGCAAGUCGAGCCACUCGGCCAUUACCGUGUACCUGCUCGACACGCACGCGUACUCGCCCGACGAGAGGAAAUUCAAGGGAUACGACUGGAUCAAGGACAACCAGAUCGACUGGUUCAAGGAGACGGCGCAGGGCCUGAAGCGCAAGCACAGGGAAUACACACACGUGCACCUCGACGUCGCCUUCAUCCACAUCCCGCUGCCCGAGUACCGGGACAGCAAGAAGUACUUCUAUGGGUUGUGGAAGGAGCCGCCCACGGCCCCCGUUUUCAACUCGGGCUUCCGCGACGCCCUGGUCGAGCAGGGUGUCGUCAUGGUUAGCUGCGGACAGUGAGCACUCCUCCGCACUCUUAUCAGAGAAGAGAUUGUGACUAACCCCCCUCCCCCCAUCUCUAGCGACCACGUAAACGAGUACUGCA